This is a messenger RNA of Girardinichthys multiradiatus, 4859 nucleotides long. RefSeq names its product solute carrier family 1 member 7a (gene slc1a7a). Gene Ontology annotation, biological process: L-glutamate transmembrane transport. Bases 275 to 2014 code for a protein of 579 amino acids. The record is from RefSeq and is a predicted model, not a curated record. The transcript is spliced from 12 exons. Gene Ontology annotation, cellular component: plasma membrane. NCBI's taxonomy places the organism in Eukaryota, Metazoa, Chordata, Actinopteri, Cyprinodontiformes, Goodeidae. Gene Ontology annotation, molecular function: L-glutamate transmembrane transporter activity; glutamate:sodium symporter activity; neutral L-amino acid transmembrane transporter activity.
CCGCUUCUCUGUAGAGAACUUCUCUGGGACAGUUUGCUUCUGCAGGCCUCAGAGAGAAAGCCACUUUCUCCUUAAUCAGAGUGCUAGUUUUCUCCACCCGCUACAUCCACCCUCUGUUGCAUCCCCCAGUGCAGAAACAAUUGUUGGUUGUCGACUGGAUGUAUUUGGCUGAAUAACAGAUCAAAGACAGGGGCUUGCUUUGGUGGUUCUCUCUGGGGGUUGCAAAGUUGCAGUCAGGACCGAGACGAAUAGCGGGAGGAGGUGGUGGAGGAGGAUGGCGAUGGCUCUGGAAGAAGUGUGGGGCCGAGUGAAGAAUGUCUGCAAGCAGAAUGGACUGCUCAUCCUGUCUGUGCUGGCUGUGGUCAUCGGCUGCCUGCUGGGCUUCUUCCUUAGAGGCAAGCAGCUCUCCGAGCAGGAGGUGAAGUACUUCCAGUUUCCUGGAGAGCUGCUUAUGAGGAUGCUGAAAAUGUUAAUCUUGCCUCUUGUUGUUUCAAGUUUGAUGUCAGGUCUAGCUGCCCUGGACGCCAAGUGCUCAAGUCGCUUGGGCAUCAUGACUAUUUCCUACUAUUUGUGGACCACCUUUGUUGCCGUUGUAGUGGGCAUCCUCAUGGUUUACAUCAUACACCCAGGUGGCGCUGCCCAAAAGGAGGACUCUGAGGACAGCAAGAAACCAAUGACCAGUUCUGCUGAUGCUCUGCUCGACCUCAUACGCAACAUGUUUCCAGCCAACUUGGUUCAAGCAACAUUUCAACAGUAUCGAACACAGAGAGUUGCAGAACUGAUUCCCAAACCAACAGUGGCCCAGCUCCUGGAUGAGACCACCACACGGCGGGUCUACAUCUAUGGCGUCCAGGACGACAACGGCACAGACAUUCAGAACUUCUCCUUGGAUCUCACGCCCCCUCCUGACGUCAUUGUGAAAACAUCGCCUGGUACCAGCGAAGGCAUGAACGUGCUGGGGAUUGUUAUUUUUUCUGCAACUAUGGGAAUAAUGCUGGGAAGAAUGGGACCCAAUGGAAGUGCUUUGGUCAACUUUUGCCAGAGUUUGAAUGAGGCAGUUUUGAAGAUUGUUGCCAUCGUCAUUUGGUAUUUUCCCUUUGGUAUUGUCUUCCUCGUUGCCGGUAAGAUCUUAGAAAUGGAUGACCCUUCAGCCAUGGGGAAGAAAUUGGGCUUUUACGCUAUCACCGUGGUAAUGGGCUUAGUGCUGCAUGGCCUAUUCAUCCUCCCUGCCAUGUACUUUUUCAUCACGAAGAAGAGUCCCAUAGUGUACAUCCGAGGCAUUCUGCAGGCUCUGCUUAUCUCCCUAGCCACCUCCUCCAGCUCUGCCACGCUGCCUAUCACCUUCAAGUGCCUCCUAGAGAACAACCACAUCGACAGGCGCAUCAUCCGUUUCGUGCUGCCGGUGGGAGCCACCAUCAACAUGGACGGCACUGCUCUCUACGAGGCGGUGGCAGCCAUCUUCAUUGCCCAAGUGAAUAAUUAUGAGCUUGACUUCGGGCAGAUCAUCACCAUCAGCAUCACUGCCACAGCCGCCAGCAUCGGUGCGGCUGGAAUCCCACAGGCUGGACUUGUUACCAUGGUGAUCGUGUUGACCUCUGUGGGUUUACCAACCGAUGACAUCACCCUCAUCAUUGCUGUUGAUUGGGCCCUGGAUCGAUUCAGGACAAUGGUCAAUGUGAUGGGCGACGCUCUGGCCACAGGCAUCAUGGCUCAUAUCUGCAGGAAGGAUUUCAUCAAAGAGGCGGAGCAGGUGCCCCUGAUAUGUGAAACCAAACCCAUGAUAAGCAUCCAGCAGAUGAUGACGUACCAGAACCAGAAAAACGGCUGCUACCAGCCCCCACCGGGCAGCAGGCAGGAUCACCUCUCUCCAGACGUGGCUCGCCUGAUCCAGCUGGAGGAAGGCAUUCGGCCGGUGGAGAAAAAGAAGCACGGCCACGGCCCUCAUCAUAAGAGAGAGCACAGAGACAAGGACCACUGUUCUGUUGACAUGAAUGGCCUGGAGACGAAUGUAUAAAUGCAGUAGCUAAUCCCGACAGCUGCCGGUCCGUCUACUGCUGCUGAACAGUUCAGACAGGCAGAAGCAGAGGGGACUGCUCCACGUUCACACUGUUCCCCUCUGAGGAGGAGACAAACCAAGAGUGGAACCAGAAGAAAAAACAGACUUUGUUUUCUACAUAACCUAUACGAUGAUCCACAUUAUAUUACUGAUGUUUAUGUGUGUAAAUAUUUAUCAAAGAAGUAAUAUUUAGUAGCAGCAGUGACAGCAUGCUGCUCUUUAAACAAAGCAUGCUUUUGCAGAAAGACUCACAAAGAGCGGAUGAAAUAAGAACAAUGCAAAAGUGAAGCACAAGAAUGUGUUGGAUAAUAAUUAAAGACCGGAUUCUUCUGUGUACAUCAACCCAAAAGCAUCAAUUUAUAGAUCUGUUUAUUUGUUAUAUAUCUGGAAGGUUUUAGCAUAAUAUUAACUGGAUUUUCUAUACUUAUUUUAUUCUUCCUCUGACUAUUCAUGGCCAUUCCAGAAAAUGUUAUCUCGUUAACUAAAACGUAGUUAAGCAUGCAUACAAAAAGGACAGCAUGGGCCAAAAAACAGGAUCAUAAAGCAGUGAUACUCAUAUCCAACUGCAUGGUAAAAAAAUACUUGUGAACCUUUUUCCUCAACUUCUCUGCCUUGUUGUCCUGAGAACCCUUCCUGCAUCAAUGCAAAACAAAAGCUUGAAUGCUGACUUACAUAUCUCAGAUUAUUUUCUGCAACUCCCUCUAACCCUCUUUGCCUUAAAUGACCAAAGGAGAAGCUUUUGACUCCCAGCAAAUCUGCUACAAUACUCUGAAAUAGCUCAGAAAGCCAACCCACAAUUACCGGCCACACUCAGUUCCUGUCUGAUGUAGAUUUUAAUUUCAGUUAUCUUCAGUUUCCAUUUAGUGUUUAAGUGCAAAUCUACAAAAAUAUACAGCUGUGAUCCAAAUAACAGCAGUUCAAGACGUAGCAGAGUAAUAGAAAAUCAACAGAUCCAACAGUCAUGAUAUUUAUGGUACUGAUUCUGUGUAAUCGGAUCAUUAAUCAAAAAGGGUGUGUUCAAAACAAUAGCAGUGUGGAGUUCAGUCAUUCAUUUCAGGAACUAGCAGAUGUCAAACAGGUGGACCAUGUUUAAGGACAAAGGUAGCAGAUAUUUUACAUGAUGGUCAUAGUGCUUGCCUCUCUCUAAAAUGGGUCAUUCCAAUUAAUGAAAGCGCACUUUAAUUAAAAAGUUACUUUGACAGAGGAAAGCAUAAAUUAGUGUAAAAAAUGCUUAGUUGCCAGGAGUACUUUUGUUGGAAAAAAAUUACAUGGGCUGAAGAGGUUACAAUUUGCCAAAGAACACACUGACUCGACUAAAGAGAAACAGUGCAGCAUUAAGUUGGCGAAUGAAACCAAGAUUGUUCGUUUUUCAGUCUAGGGCCAUAGUUUGUCAGAUGAAACCCUAAACACUGAAUUCAAGCCAAAUGUUCACAGUGAAGCACGGUGGCUGAGACAUCAUCAUACUAUAGUGUUAUUCCUAUUUAUCACAUGCCAAUGAUCGCGGCUCAGUUUGAAUAUAAAAAUAACACUUGAGGCGGUUUGGUUGACUAAUGCUGUAAAGAAAAUAGGUUUUAAUAAGACAAUGAUCCCAGACACACCAUUAAGUCAGUUGCAUCUUGGUUCCAGACUAACGGGAUCAUCAUUACGGAGCAGCUGGCUCAGUCCCUUGACAUUACUCUAACAGAAAACACCAAACACAGUUUCUCAGGUAAAACCAAGAAAUACUGAGGAAGUGUGGAAUGCAGACUAAUUGUCCUGGACUGGAAAACCUGUUUACAGGUUCCUGAAGUUAGUUGACUCCAUGUAACACAGAAGUGAAGCAGUUUUGAAAGUUACAACCAAACUUUAGUUCAGAAGUUCACAGGAAAGCUAAAUCUUCAGGCAUUUUUAGUUUAGACUUUGGAAAGAAAAACCUUCACACUACUAGUUUUUUGUUUUUUUUCACACAGCGUAAUAGUACUUUUUUCCCUCAGUUUUUGUGGUGUGAGAACAAAUUAGAUUUUUAUUCAUGUUUUGAUUUAACAUAGACUGUGCAGAGUUCUCAAUGCUUUUGCAGAUAUGGAAUAAAAGCUAUUCUGAAGAUAUUAAGCAUCAUUCACUUGUUUUAAACACUGCUUUUAGCUCCAUAAAGGCAAAGAAUGGAAAAAUAUAAAAACCCAAAUACUGUUUGAAGGCAGACAGUUGUAUAAGCAACUGAUGCAGAUAUGUCUCACAAAUGAUACUAAUUAAAAAGGAUUUUGACUUCUGCUUGAUUAAAAGCAGUAAAAUAUUUAACAUUGGAUGUUUCAAACUGGUUUAAUUUUUUUGAAACUGUGUGGACUGAGCUAAAUUACAUUUUAUGUAAUCUGCACACUCUGAACCCUUUUGGACAGGGACAUGUUUGACUCUCCUUUAACACAGUAAGCAUUAAAGUAGUGUAGUUAUAAAUGCAGAUUGAGUUUUUAAAACGAGAUGUGGUCACUUUGAAAGUCAAGAUGUUCAUUUCUAAUUUAGCUCCUGGAGAAGUUCUCCAAAAAAUUAAAAAUUCAGCUUUACACUCACCUUAGUAGGUGAUGUUGGCGAAUACUGACCACAGGGAGGGGAAGCUUCAUCCAGUGGGAAUGGGUACAUGUCUAAACAGAUGAUGACUCGAUUACUUUUGCAUGUUAGACUUGGACCUUGCAUUGGAGGAUGAAGCGAAAGUUUGUGCUCACAGGUCACUUUUUAUGAGGGUGUCCCAGAGCAUCGACUGUGAUUUCCAUUUCAGAAUAAUGUCUGAUCUUAUUUCAAUGUUGCCUAUGGGCUAAAAUAAAACAAAAUCACA